This is a messenger RNA of Alnus glutinosa, 753 nucleotides long. RefSeq names its product receptor like protein 21-like. Gene Ontology annotation, molecular function: protein binding. The record is from RefSeq and is a predicted model, not a curated record. Lineage: Eukaryota; Viridiplantae; Streptophyta; Magnoliopsida; Fagales; Betulaceae. Bases 1 to 753 code for a protein of 250 amino acids. The transcript is spliced from 2 exons.
AUGACAGAGUCGCAUCCAACUGAUGAAGCUUUUUGUGAAUUGAAUCGAUUAAAACAUCUAAACUCUUUGGAUCUUCGGAAUAAUACCUUGAAAGGCGUUAUUCCCUCUUGUCUUGGGAUGAUUGAAAUGCUUCAACGACUUCAUCUAUCGGAUAAUCAAUUAGAAGGAGUUUUAUCAUCUUCUAUUUUUGCAAAUGCUUCAAGUCUCAAAUAUCUUGAUCUUUCAGGUAAUCACUUUCAUGGCAAUCUACCUCUAUUAUUAUUCUCUAACCAAAGCAGGAUUUGGCGGUUUGACCUUUCAAGCAAUCAAUUAGAAGGGGUAUUGCCAUUUUCUAUUUUUGCCAAUGCUUCAAGACUCAUGUACCUCGAUCUUUCGAGCAACGAUUUGGAAGUUGAAACCGAGUCUCCUUCAUGGGUUCCAACCUUCAACCUAAGUUAUUUGAAUUUGGCGAAGUGCAGCCUCAACAAGAAGAAUGGUCAUGUUAUCCCAAGCUUCAUCUCCACCCAAGAUUCCUUGGAAUGGCUAGACUUGUCUCACAACUUAAUAGAGGGCAGCAUACCUUGUCAGUUGUUAUUCAGCACGAGUAUCAAAGUUUUAUCCUUGAGAAGUAACAAAAUUGAUGGUUCUCUUUUUCUUGGUUGCUUUGCUAAUCGAACUUCAUCACUUAGAUCCUUUGACAUAUCAGAUAAUAAUGUCACAGGUUCUCUUCCUGAAAAUAUUGGACAUCUUCUUCCAGACUUUAUAUCAUGUUAA